AUGGGGCCCCUGUCCAGCCAGGUCUGGGUUGGGAGACGCUGGAGCAGUCACAGCUCUCUGGGGCUGCAGUGUGAGCCGGCCCCGAACACGCUGCCGUCCGAGUUGUUGGCUGAGUACAAGGGUGUGUUUGAGAUGUUCGAUGAAGAGGGGAACGGCUUGGUGAAAACAGAUGACUUGGCCAAACUGAUGAGCCUGCUGGGGAUCAACGUAACCAAACGGGACCUCGCACAGAUGGUCAAGGAUGUCGACAAAGAGGGGAAAGGUCUGUUUAACUGUGACGACUUCCUUGUCUUGAUGGGCGAUUACCACGAGAAGGCGAAGAAUCAGGAUGAGGAGCUGAAGCAAGCCUUUCUGGUGUUCGAUCCCGACCUGAAGGGCUACAUUGACUGGAACACACUGAAGUACGUCCUGAUGAACGCCGGGGAGCCUCUCAAUGAAGAGGAGGCUGAACAGAUGAUGAAAGAGGCUGAUAAAGACGGAGAUGGAACCAUAGACUACCAAGAAUUUGUCGACAUGAUGACUGGUGAAUCCUUCAAACUGAUCAAGUAACUGCUUCUGAAGGAAGA
Messenger RNA from Pristis pectinata (smalltooth sawfish), 566 nucleotides. Its product is annotated as calglandulin-like. Bases 1 to 549 code for a protein of 182 amino acids. The record is from RefSeq and is a predicted model, not a curated record. Gene Ontology annotation, molecular function: enzyme regulator activity; calcium ion binding. The transcript is spliced from 5 exons. Lineage: Eukaryota; Metazoa; Chordata; Chondrichthyes; Rhinopristiformes; Pristidae.